AUGGCAACCACAUCGCAUGAGCUGGCUUUCGUGCCCUCUCUGGCUCCCUCCUCUCUCGAUACAAGCAGCACCGUCAGCGCGGCCAUUGCACCCACCGAGGAACCGAAUGAUUACGCCUCCCCAACCUCUGCCACUUCUAGCGCUCCCUCAACCACUCCCGCUACUGAGGCCUCCUCCACCUCCACCUCUGCCACCACCCCCGCCUCACCCGUCGCCGACCCGUGGGAUCGCUGGUCGUUGCCGCGUCAGCAGCAAAAGCCCGCUGUUGUCAAACCCAUAGCAGGCCCCGAGACGACCUCACUUCCCGACUCCAUCGAGGCCCGUCUCGCCACUGUUCCCGAGCCUGCCAGGUCCGAGCCCCUUUCUCUCGACGGUGUCAUGGUCCCCGGCGGCACCGACACCGGCAUCGAUCCGGAGGAGACCCAGGCUGUCGAGAAGCAGACCCAGACCAAUCCCGAAGAGAAGAUCCUGGGACUCCAGCGCCAGCACCAGCACCAGGCACCACCCCCACCGCUGCCCCUCAGGGACCCGAUAGGCCCUUCGUCGUCCAGGAGGCUCAACGAUGCCCUCAACAACCUAGUGCUGUCACAAUCCGGGACGACGCCGGUGACGGCUCUGCCAGUCCUGAAGUCACCCUGCUUCUACCACCAACGCUUUGACGAGUCAGUCAACAUUGACAAGAUACUCGAGGAGAUCAAGAACGACGACAGCAUGUCGCACGGGCGCCUAGUACAGACGGCCACGGGCGUGCGCGAGGUGUCGAAGCAGCUCCAGCGGCGGCCCAUCAAGCGCGCAGUGCGCAGCGUCAUGAUCGUCACCAAGGCGCGCGACAACGAGCUCGUGAACCACACGCGCGAACUAGCGACGUGGUUGAUGAGCACGCCGCGGUACAAUUCAGACCUCGGUGUCACCGUGUAUGUGGACCUGCAGCUGCGCAACUCGAAGCGGUUCAAUGCGGCGGGGAUCCUGGAAAAGAACCCGCGGUUCAAGAACAUGCUCAAGUACUGGACGCCGGAUCUGUGCAUGAACUACCCGGACGAGUUUGACCUGGUGCUGACGCUGGGAGGCGACGGCACGGUCCUCUUCACGUCGUGGCUGUUUCAGCGCGUGGUGCCGCCGACGCUGUCCUUCAGCCUGGGCAGCCUGGGGUUCCUGACGACGUUCGAGUACGAGCGGUACGUAGACCACCUGGACCGCAUCAUGGGCAACAGUGGCAUGAAGGUCAACCUGCGGAUGCGCUUCACGUGCACGCUCUGGCGGGCGGGGCCGGACGGGCAGACGCGCCAGGGCGAGCAGUACGAGGUUCUCAACGAGCUCGUCAUCGACCGCGGGCCCUCGCCCUACGUCUCCAACAUGGAGCUCUACGGCGACGACGAACUGCUCACUGUCGUUCAGGCCGACGGAUGCAUCUUCUCGACGCCGACGGGGUCGACGGCCUACUCCCUCUCGGCCGGCGGCUCCCUCGUCCACCCGGACAUUCCGGCCAUCCUGCUCACGCCCAUCUGCCCGCACACGUUGUCCUUCAGGCCCAUGGUCCUCUCGGAUACGAUGGAGCUACGCGUUGCCAUCCCACGCAACUCGCGUGCCACCGCCUAUUGCGCCUUUGAUGGCAAGGGCCGCAUCGAGCUUCGCCAGGGCGACUACAUCACCAUCUCGGCCUCGCAGUACCCCUUCCCCACUGUCACCCGCACCGACACAGAAUGGUUCGACAGCGUCAGCCGCACCCUUAGGUGGAACGUCCGUGCUGCCGCCCAGAAGCCCUUUGAUAGCGGGGCCGGCUCCGAGGCCGGGUGUGAUGCCGAGAGCGACGGUUGGGAUAUCGACACGGAUAGUGGCUUCUAUGCUAGUGAGGAUGGGAGCGUGGCUGCCAGUCCCAGACGUCUAGAGAUGUAG
Molecule: messenger RNA, 1893 nt
Organism: Geosmithia morbida
Lineage: Eukaryota; Fungi; Ascomycota; Sordariomycetes; Hypocreales; Bionectriaceae
Product: NAD+ kinase
Exons: 2
Coding region: 1-1893 (630 amino acids)
Biological process (GO): NAD+ metabolic process; NADP+ biosynthetic process
Molecular function (GO): NAD+ kinase activity
Source: RefSeq, a predicted model, not a curated record